Macrosiphum euphorbiae (potato aphid) is the source of this 1059-nucleotide messenger RNA. The record is from the annotation of a GenBank genome assembly. NCBI's taxonomy places the organism in Eukaryota, Metazoa, Arthropoda, Insecta, Hemiptera, Aphididae.
AUGUCGAAUGUCGCCAGUACGUUCAAACACGAUUACAUAGGCGGUGGAAAGUACCGCGUCGUCCGGAGGCUCGGCAGCGGGUCUUUCGGCGAGAUAUUUCUCGGGCUCAACGUUAUCAACGGCGAGGAGGUGGCAAUAAAAUUUGAAAGUGCAAAAGCUCGCCAUCCUCAGCUACAGUAUGAAAGCAGACUUUAUAAAGUAUUACAAGGAGGAGUUGGAAUACCACAUAUGAGAUGGUUCGGAUUAGAGAGGAACUACAACAUCUUAGUGAUGGACUUACUGGGUCCAUCAUUGGAAGACCUAUUCAAUUUUUGUUCACGGCGGUUUACACUUAAAACAGUGCUUAUGCUUGCCGAUCAAAUGAUCAGCCGUAUCGAGUAUGUACACUGUAAAAGUUUUAUUCAUCGUGAUAUUAAACCGGACAACUUUCUUAUGGGAAUUGGACGUCAUUGCAAUAAAUUGUUUCUUAUUGAUUUUGGAUUGGCUAAAAAAUAUAGAGAUAUGCGUACAAGAACGCAUAUUUCGUACCGUGAGGAUAAAAAUCUUACAGGAACAGCCCGUUAUGCCUCUAUCAAUGCUCAUUUAGGAAUUGAACAGAGCCGUCGGGAUGAUAUUGAAUCCUUGGGAUAUGUACUUAUGUAUUUUAAUAAAGGAUGUUUGCCAUGGCAAGGAUUAAAGGCAGCAACUAAAAGGCAGAAAUAUGAAAAAAUUAGUGAGAAAAAAAUGUCAACACCUGUCGAAUUCCUAUGCAAGGGACUGCCAGCAGAAUUUGCCAUGUUCCUAAACUACAGCAGAGGUUUAAGAUUUGAAGAAUCACCAGACUAUAUGUACUUGAGACAAUUAUUCCGCAUUCUAUUUAGAACGUUAAAUCACCAAUAUGAUUACAUCUUUGAUUGGACCAUGUUGAAACAAAAGGAGUACAAUAAUGAUGGACAAAGUGCUGCUGUACCACAAGGCGGCUCACCUGUGUCCGGCGCGGCUGCAGCUGGUGGACCACAACCAUUUCCCCCCCAGACGUCAGCUACCCUAGCUACUGCGAACCAGGCGAGCAAGAACUGA